AGAAGACUGCUGAAGUCUUACAGGCUUAUGCUGGACUUCUAUGGCAUAAAGCUGCUGGAUGAGAAUAAAGGUAAAGUGGGACAUGCAGAAAACUGGAGAGAGCGAUUUGAGAACCUAAACAGAAACACACAGCACAACCUCGGGCUCACCCGCAUUCUGAAGUGUCUGGGCAUCCUGGGAUUUGAGCACUACCAGGCUCCUCUGGUCCACUUCUUCCACACGGAGACUCUGGUGGUGAACAGAGGACUUCCCAGAGUGAAGCGGAGUGUUCUAGACUACUUUAUGUGCUCUGUUCUGAACACGUCAGAGAGAAAACAACUGAUCAGAUUCACCUUCAAGAUGUUUGAGCCAAAGUAUGAAUUUGUGUGGUGUCUUAAAAGGAUUCAAAUGCGUUUUUGAAGGAAGUCAAAACCAGAAAAGCAGAGACC
Pygocentrus nattereri (red-bellied piranha) is the source of this 428-nucleotide messenger RNA. Its product is annotated as opioid growth factor receptor-like. The transcript is spliced from 2 exons. The record is from RefSeq and is a predicted model, not a curated record. Gene Ontology annotation, cellular component: membrane. Bases 28 to 399 code for a protein of 123 amino acids. Gene Ontology annotation, molecular function: opioid growth factor receptor activity. Lineage: Eukaryota; Metazoa; Chordata; Actinopteri; Characiformes; Serrasalmidae.